This is a messenger RNA of Abrus precatorius (Indian licorice), 774 nucleotides long. Its product is annotated as transcription repressor OFP13-like. The record is from RefSeq and is a predicted model, not a curated record. The transcript has a single exon. The coding region runs from base 4 to 729 and encodes 241 amino acids. Gene Ontology annotation, biological process: negative regulation of DNA-templated transcription. Lineage: Eukaryota; Viridiplantae; Streptophyta; Magnoliopsida; Fabales; Fabaceae.
CCAAUGGGAAAGAAGAAAACAUUGAAACUGCCAUCACUCUUCAAAUUAGCACCACCAAGAUCAAAGCACCAUCCAUGGCAGUUCUUUCUUUCUUGUGCCCAACAAAACAAGACCCUUUCGUUCAGAGCCAGUGAAUAUGAUCAUGACAUAUUCUUUGACCCUUUUGAGAGCCAAGUCCAAACUAUUGACUACACAUGGUUCACAACCUCACCUGAAUCUCCAAGCUUGUUCCAAACAGAUUCUGAUCAGAACUAUGAUGGAGAGUGUUUGGACAUGUUGGUGCGUGAGGUGAAAUCAGGAAGGUUAUUUUUUGAGCCUGGCAACAACAACACAAGUUCAAUCUUGGAGAAUAAUAACAAGGCUAAGGUUGUUGGUGGGGCUCCGUUGAAUUUCAAAGAAAGUGUGUUGUUACUCUCUAUGGAGUCAGAGGAUCCAUAUAGCGACUUUAGAAAGUCAAUGGAGGAGGUGGUGGAGACUCAUGGUGUAAAAGAUUGGAAGGGUUUGGAGGAGCUUUUGAGUUGGUAUUUGAGGCUAAAUGGUAAGAACAAUCAUGGGUUUGUUGUAUUGGCUUUUGUGGAUUUACUAAUUAGUUUGGGUGCUGCUGCCUCUGAUUCUUGUUCUCAAAGUUCAUAUUGUUCAGCUGCUUCAUCUUUUGCUUCUUCCCCUUUGUAUCCAUUAAAUCAGAAUGAGGUUAUUGAUCACCAGGAUGAAGAUACUGGAAGGUCUUAGUGUCCAUAGUAAUUUCUGUCGCAAUUUGUGUGUAUAUUUGUAGAU